AUGGUGAAGCAUACAAAUCCAGGAUCUGUUACAAGAUUGGUAAAGACAGAGGAUGGACAUUUUUUAUAUGCUUAUGUAGCUCUUUACGCCUCAAUUAAAGGAUGGGAAUAUUGCAUGCCUGUUGUUGUUGUUGAUGGUAGUUUCUUAAAAGCAGCCUACAUGGGAACAAUUUUGACGGCUUGCACACAGGAUGCAGCAGGUAAAAUACUUCCAUUAGCUUUUGCUGUAGUUGAUUCAGAGAAUGAUGCAUCAUGGAAAUGGUUUUUCGAAAGGAUCCGAGAGACCUGUGGCACAAGAGAAGGUAUGUGUAUCGUAUCUGAUAGGCAUGAAAGCAUUCUGAACGCCACUUCUGUUGUGUAUCCAGGGGUGCCUCAUUGUGUAUGCUUAUACCACCUUUGGGGCAAUAUUAAGAAAAAUUUCAGGAAGCACCAUAAGGUCCUGAGAAAAAUAUUUUUUGCAAUGGCUAACGAAUACACAACAGAGGAAUUCAAUCAAUACAUGGCUGAGACCUAUAGCAUUGACGAGAGGGUGAAAGAAUACUUAUUCGAUAUUGGAUAUCACAGAUGGUCUAUUGCACACUCAAAUGUUAAUAGAUUCAUGGUGAUGACUUCAAAUAUUGCCGAAUCUGUGAAUGCAGCUGAUAAGGAGGCCAGAGAUCUUAUAUAUGAUUUGGUGGAUUACUUGAUGAAGAUGAUUGGUCGCUGGAACAAUACAAACAGAAAUGAAGCAAUUGCAACAGGCACAACACUCAGCACAAAAUAUGAACACCUAAUGAGGGAGAAAAUGAAGGAAUCACAGGGAAUGAUGGUUGUCCCAUCAACGGAAUAUUUGUAUACAGUUUAUGAUGGAGGUAAACGUCAUAUAGUCAAUAUGCGUGAAAGGAUAUGCACUUGUAGGCAAUUUCAAAUGGAUGUUAUGCCGUGUAAGCAUGCUUUCGCUAUUGUGAGAAAAUACUACAUGAGUGAAUAUGAAUAUUGA
This is a messenger RNA of Solanum tuberosum (potato), 978 nucleotides long. RefSeq lists its product as uncharacterized. The transcript has 3 exons. The record is from RefSeq and is a predicted model, not a curated record. Lineage: Eukaryota; Viridiplantae; Streptophyta; Magnoliopsida; Solanales; Solanaceae. Bases 1 to 978 code for a protein of 325 amino acids. Gene Ontology annotation, molecular function: zinc ion binding.